AUGCGUCUUAAACAUCCAGAAACAUCAAUGACGGACAAUGUGGCUGAUGAAGUUGAACAAGUGGAACAUGCCACUAAUCGACCAACACAGCCAGGCGUCGUAACCACAGACCCAUUGACCUGGUCCAAGUGGAUGAAGAUCGGUAUCACGCUGAACAUCUGCGCUAAUGCCUUCCUAAACAAUGUCUGCGCUGCCGGUCUUGUCCCAAUUCUCGGCCCCGUAUCCGCCGAGUUUGGCAUCCCAAUCACCAUCGCCUCGUAUGUUAUGUCCUACAAUGUGCUCGCCCAAGGUCUCAGCAACUUGAUCUGGGUUCCAACCAUGCUGUGCUUCGGCAAGCGGUGGGUGAUCCUGGCCUCCAUGACACUUCUCUUGCCGUGCAUCGCAUGGGCAGCUGUAUCAACUAGCUACGAGUCACUCCUGGGAGCGCGCGUGCUCGGCGGCUUUGCGUCUGGAGCUUCUGAGACGUUUGCGCCCGUCAUUAUCGGCGACAUUUGGUACGAACACGAUCUGGCCACAGCCCUCGGCUUCUUUGCUCUAUGUACCUUGGCUGGUGCCUGUUUGGGCCAGGCAGCGUUAGGAUACGUGACGGAGGAUGUGGGCUGGCGAUGGGCAUUUUGGGUCACGUUCAUUGCCUGCGGCCUGAAUUUGUUCACCAUGUUUCUGUGGCUUCCUGAGACAACCUUUCAGCGCGGUCUCAGCGUAGGCGAUACCGCUGGCGACUUGGAGCGGAGCGAAAAGCAGCGCAAGGAACCCAUCAGCGCGAAUCUCGGGGCACCAGAUUCUGGCAUGCAUGUCCAGGGCAGUUCCUCGGAGCCGUUAACAUCCAUGCGGCCCAACUUGUGGUUUAUCCGCCACCCUCAAGUCGACUACAGUGCCAACUGGUUUAUAUACGCCGUUCGACCCUUUUCCUUCGUUCUGGCGCCAACCGUACUCUGGGCUUCCGUGGCCUACGGUGUGGCGGCGGGCGGCUUUACAUCCAUCGGCGUGUGCAUUCCGCAGCUCCUAGGGGCGCCACCAUACAACUACAAUUCCGCUACUCAGGGCCUUUUCAGUCUAUGCUCGUUUGUUGGUGUAAUCCUGGGCGGCACAGUCGGGUCUAGGCUGGUCGACAUUGUUAAUGCAAGGAUUGAGAAGCGUCGCUCUGAACACGGCCAGAGCCACAAGCCUGAGGAACGCCUGAUCAUGAUUGUAGUCCCCUUCUUCACUGUUACCACUGGCCUGGUGUUGUACGGAGUGGCCGUGGAUCACCAGCUAUCUUGGAUCGGCCCUGCUUUUGGGUACGGGAUACACUCAUUUGGCUUCGCAGUUCUUGCAGGUAUUACGUUCAGCUACGCAGUCGACUCGUAUCUUGUGCGAAGUGGCGAGGUGAUGGUGUUCAACAAUACUAUACGGGCCUUGUUAUCGUUCGGCUUUGCGCAUUUCACACCUAAUUUCUUGAACCAGGUCGGAGCCGGUGUCGCAUACUCGGUGUUGGCGGCCGUUAUCUGGGGUCUUCUGUUGUUUGCGAUUCCGGUGUUCUUCUUCGGCCCAAAGUUGAGAGAUCUCACCAAUCGCUACGUCUGA
Messenger RNA from Fusarium tjaetaba, 1563 nucleotides. RefSeq names its product major facilitator superfamily transporter. Lineage: Eukaryota; Fungi; Ascomycota; Sordariomycetes; Hypocreales; Nectriaceae. Gene Ontology annotation, molecular function: transmembrane transporter activity. Gene Ontology annotation, biological process: transmembrane transport. The transcript is spliced from 2 exons. The record is from RefSeq and is a predicted model, not a curated record. The coding region runs from base 1 to 1563 and encodes 520 amino acids.